UAAAGCUAGAAGCUUUCCUCUGCUGCCUGGCUCCCUUAAAAGCAGCAGAGCAAGCCCCGAGGAUCCCGGUGGAGCGCUGCCGGCUUGCGAGGCGGACAGAAAUGGGGAGGAAGGCGCUGGCGGGAGCCCGGCAGAGGAGGCUGGUGCUGUGCAGAGGGGUGUGAUGCUAUCCUAUGAAUCCUAAACCCGGUGUUCAUUGAUGCUGAUCUUCCAAAGCAACACGAAACCAAACCCCAAAAGAAAUCACUGAGGGGGAAAAAGUGCAACACGAGAGGUAAAAUGAAAAACCGGCCUUUUGAGAAUAACUGCUGGGAGCUGUGACAAACCAAGAGACCAGAGGAUUACUACACAGCUCCUGAAGAUUCUCAUCUAAGGCGUUGGUUCGGCCUUCCAGCAAGUGUAUGCUGAGGUUCAGCAGCCAAGGAUGGAAGUGCUACGCCGUUCCUCAGUCUUUGCUGCAGAGGUGAUGGAGGUUUUUGACAGGUCUCCCACUGACAAGGAGCUUGUGUCCCAAGCCAAGGCUCUCUGCAGAGACUACAUAAAUUCGAGGCUAAUUCGAGCGGGCGUCAGCUGGAGCAAACCUGAGUAUAACGCACCGGUGCCUGGUGGUAAGCUGGCUGAGGUGUCCACCAUACUGCUGCGACUAGGAGAUGAGCUGGAAUACAUUCGCCCCAACGUCUACCGGAAUAUCGCCCGCCAGUUGAACAUCUCGCUGCACUCGGAGACGGUGGUGACGGAUGCCUUCCUGGCAGUAGCUGCGCAGAUCUUCACUGCAGGCAUAACGUGGGGCAAGGUGGUGUCUCUCUAUGCUGUGGCAGCGGGGCUGGCAGUGGACUGUGUGCGGCAUGCACAGCCGGCCAUGGUUCACACCAUCGUAGACUGCCUGGGAGAGUUUGUCCGCAAGACCUUGGUGGCAUGGCUGAAAAGGAGAGGAGGCUGGGCAGACAUCACAAAAUGCGUGGUGAAUAGUGACCCCAGCCUUCGCUCCCACUGGCUUGUGGCCGCUGUUUGCAGCUUUGGUCACUUCCUCAAGGCUAUCUUCUUCGUCCUGCUUCCUGAGAGAUGAAUCUGAGCCACCAAGUGCAGCCCCCCUGCCCCAUCUCCUCCCCCACUCCAGAAGCAGUGGUAAUGGCAAUCUCUGAAGAGGAGGAAGAGAAGAACCGGGACAAACGAAAGGCUUGUUCUCCUCUCCCUUCAGCUGGGAGCAGAUGAUCAACCACAGUCUCCUUUUUUGCAGCCACAGGACCCUAUCUCACCAUUAAUCCUUUCAAGAGCCUUGUUUCCCUGGGUGACUCGUGUGUGCAGCCUGGACACUGCCAGCCCCCGGGCACACUGACUGCAGCUGUGUGCAGUGUGGGCUAGCAGGCAUCUGUUCCUUACUGCUGUGUUGCAUGCUUAUGUUAGUGCCAGGCAGAGGGGAGGAGGAAGGGGAUAUUAUUUGCAAUGGGAUAGAAAAUAAGAAAGGGGAGGGUCCCUCCUUUGCUCCAUGUGAUUCCCCUUUCAGUCCUCAGACUCACCUUGUGUGGAUUCUUGUCGUUACGUUUGUGCUUAAACUCCAUCUUCUCCUUCAUACCUAACUCUUGCCUUGCUGGGCUCUGCCCCCCAGCACAGCAUGGUGGAGGGGUUAACGCAGCUGUGGGAUUUUAAUGUGAUAGAAACAAACAUAUUGUCAUCAGGUGCUUCUCCCUGACCUAUCCUGGAAAUAAAACUGCGUGGCUGCGUGAGGGGCAGGACUGGAGGGCAGUGGCAUGUGAUGCAGAUUGCAAGUGUAUUUCGUUGACCCCUGUUACCGCGUUCACGCGCCAGUUCAAACAGGAGAGCACGAGGGGCAACACCUUCAAGCAGCGACUCGGGAUUGAAUUUCAAAAUGAAGAAAAAUGUUUUCCCCACUGAGAUUGUCAGCAGAGCUAAGCAUGUAAGUAGGAAAGGCUUGGGGGCACGGGCAGGAAUUAGGGAAAUGGUAAGUGAACUGUCUGGUGUUGUGAAGGGUUGGAAAGCUGUGUCAAAAGUAUCUGGUUUAUGUUUCUCCUUUAAUGUCUUUGGAAGUACAACUCGCAGUCAUCUUUGUGGCAAACAAUAAAAGAAAAUAGGUGGUGUUUCACUAUUGCAAA
This is a messenger RNA of Tyto alba (common barn owl), 2111 nucleotides long. RefSeq names its product BCL2 family apoptosis regulator BOK (gene BOK). The record is from RefSeq and is a predicted model, not a curated record. The transcript is spliced from 5 exons. NCBI's taxonomy places the organism in Eukaryota, Metazoa, Chordata, Aves, Strigiformes, Tytonidae. The coding region runs from base 425 to 1066 and encodes 213 amino acids. Gene Ontology annotation, molecular function: protein heterodimerization activity; protein homodimerization activity. Gene Ontology annotation, biological process: regulation of apoptotic process; extrinsic apoptotic signaling pathway in absence of ligand; intrinsic apoptotic signaling pathway in response to DNA damage. Gene Ontology annotation, cellular component: mitochondrial outer membrane.